Messenger RNA from Fonsecaea nubica, 624 nucleotides. RefSeq lists its product as hypothetical. The transcript is spliced from 2 exons. The record is from RefSeq and is a predicted model, not a curated record. Gene Ontology annotation, biological process: mRNA processing. Gene Ontology annotation, cellular component: catalytic step 2 spliceosome; Prp19 complex; precatalytic spliceosome. Bases 1 to 624 code for a protein of 207 amino acids. Lineage: Eukaryota; Fungi; Ascomycota; Eurotiomycetes; Chaetothyriales; Herpotrichiellaceae.
AUGGCACUAAUAUGGGAGUCUCACGACUCUCUCCCCUACAUCGACCCCGACAUCACGGAUGCCGAGCGCGAGAGAGCCAAAGCUGCGAUUGCUCGACACCUCCCCAAGGACUAUCUCAACACACCUCACCCCUCUCUCGCCCCUCUUCCCGCAGUCAACUUCUCCGAAACAUUCCGUCAAGAAAUCAAUCGGGUAGCUGCGGGUCAGCCCCGCCAGCAAGGGAUAGACGUGUCGCGCUACGAAGCCCCGGACGAGCCGUCGAGUGACAGUGAUCAGGCCACAAUGAAGGAGGUGCUGCGAAACGCGUACAUCUUGACCACUUUCUUGUCAGAUCGACACACCAACCUCCAGCUACUGGACGAAUUUGGCAAGAAUGCUUGGCUUAUCGGCAAUUCGCAGACUGAACAGGUCCUCCAAGUCCUCGAAAGCGAACUUGCCGGGCUUAAAUCUGAGACCGAAAACAUCAACAAAGCGCGGAAAGCUACCCAAGAACAGUCUAAAGGCGAGCUUUUGACUCUUCAGGAAAAUUGGAAGCGAGGAAUAGGCAAAAUUCUUGAGAUCCAGGUCGCUGCAGACCAACUACGGCGACAACUCGGCCAGGGUCAACUGCACCCUGCAACAUGA